GAAUAAUUUCGAGCCCAACUACUAAGCCCACCGCCCCUCAACGCAUUCUCUGUGCACUCUUCUCCCUUCUUCUGUUCAUUUUUGUAUUGUAUAGACUCUCCACUCUUGUGCUGGGCGUCUCUACACGUUUUAUACCCUUUAUCCAACGAUUUUCGCUGUGGGCGCCGCUUACGCUUCAGCCCUCGAUUAAUCCCCUUCAUAUCGAUAAGGACCCCUCCAAAAAGAAAUCCCUCUCGCGCAAAGAAGAAGACGCCUUUCGUCUGCAGAUGCCACACUCGGAGAGUCCUCCCAUGGCUCCCGCUAUCGUCGUCGACAAGGCCGGCGCGGCUCCGGCGCCCUCACAAGAGGAUGUCACGGCCUUCGUUACCAGCAUCAUCACGGCGAAAACGUCGCACUCUUCAGUAGACGCUGCUUACGCCCUCACCACGGUCCUACAGAACUCGGUGGGCUUCCGUGGGCUCAAGGGCUAUGGCGUACUCGACGAGCUUAAGAAGGCGGCGACCAACAAGAAGGAUGCGGUACGGAGAGAGGGCGCCAUGAAUGCCCUCGGCGCUUUCUUUGAGCGCCUUACUCGGGCACAAAGGCUGACAGAGGCCAUUUUCCUCGUACAAGAGGAGACUCUGGUACCACUGGUGCUCGAUGCGCUCGCAGACAAGACAGGCUCGGUCAAGGAGUCGGCCAAGUAUGCCCUCGAUUCGCUCUUUGAAAAUCUGAGCGCCGAGGCAAAGAUCUUCGGUCUGCUGCCCGUGCUCGCAAAGUAUCUGGGCAAGAAAUCUGGAAAGUGGCAAGGCGCUGUCGGCGCAUAUGAGCUUAUCGGCCGUAUGGCAGACAAGGCCAAGAUGGGCAUGGAGAGCUUGGAGGUAGAGCAGGAGAAGGAUGUCCUGCGCGAGGCCAUGGGCAAGAAGCUCGAGGGACUGAUUCCCAUUGUCGAGGCCGGCAUGCACGACCUCAAGUCUGAGGUCACAAAACAGGCGCUGAAGACGAUGAACAGCCUCACUACCCUCCUCCAGAACGACGAUAUCGCACCCCGGGUACCGCUCCUUGUCAAGUCCAUCGAGGAUCCGUCCACACAGAGUCUGCAGAAGGCCAUCCAUGCCCUGUCGCAGACUACCUUUGUCGCUAUUGUCACGUCUCCCGUACUUGCCAUGGUUACACCGCUACUUGAGCGAUCCCUGAACUCUCCUUCCACUUCCCAAGAAGUCACACGUCAGACUGUCGUUGUCGUCGAGAAUCUGACCAAGCUCGUCCACGAUCCUAUCGAGGCCCGCGCCUUCCUGCCAAAGCUGAGGCCGGGUGUCAAGUCUGUUGUAGAUCGCGCCUCGUUGCCAGAAGUCCGAGAAAUUGGACAACGUGCGUUGGAUGUCAUUGACAAGGCUUUGUCGGACAGAGAUGGCAACGUCGACAGCGGCGCUAUUGCCCGAACUGAGCCGUCAGACGUCGCGAAGACCAUAGAGAAGCAGAUCAGUACCGCUGGUACCCUGCUCAAUUUCCCUGGGGACGCAGAGGUCUUGGCACUCACUAAGAAAUACAUCUCAGAGAUGAUUGCUGAAGACAUUGAUGAGCGACAGCUCAAGCGCAUUCCGCAACUCAUUACUCCUUAUUUGGAGCCGUUGCUCAACACCGGAGACGCCGAGAAGGUGGCAGAGGCCGUGCACAAGUUCUACGUGGACGAAGAUCACCGCAAGUUUGGCCAACCUGUUCAGGAAGAUGAUGGCGAGACCGAGAUCGUCAACGCUGUCUUCUCCUUGGGCUACGGUGGCAUGUUGCUCCUUUCCCACACCAACCUCCGCCUCCUCAAGGGUCAUCGUUACGGUCUUUGUGGCCGCAACGGUGCCGGCAAGUCCACACUCAUGCGCAGUAUUGCAGGUGGCAAGUUGGAAGGCUUCCCUCCCCAGGACGAGGUCAAGACAUGCUUUGUCGAGCACAACCAGGGUGAAGAUGCCGAAAUCACGAUUCUCGAGUACAUUGUCCAGGACCCAAGGUUCAAGGACGAGAGCAGAGAGCGCAUCAUUGACGUCUUGGAAGAAGUUGGCUUUACUUCCGGACCUGAGGGCAGACAGUCCGAGAAGGUCGGCUCCUUGUCUGGAGGUUGGAAGAUGAAGCUGGCUUUGGCUCGUGCCAUGCUGAUGCGAGCCGAUGUUCUGCUUCUCGACGAACCUACCAAUCAUUUGGAUGUCGCCAACGUUGCCUGGCUGGAGCAGUACUUGCGGAGUCACACCGAUAUCACCAGUUUGAUCGUUUCCCACGACUCUGGUUUCCUCGAUGCUGUCUGCACAGAUAUCUACCACUACGAGCAGAAGAAGCUGGUCUGUUACAAGGGUAACCUAGCUGAAUUCGUCAGACAGAAGCCAGAAGCCAAGAGCUACUACACUCUGUCUGAUUCGAUGAUCCAGUUCAAGUUCCCCCCUCCCGGCAUUCUUACUGGAGUCAAGUCGAACACUCGCUCAAUUCUCCGUAUGACCAACUGCACAUACACCUACCCUGGCUCAUCCAAGCCGUCGCUCACUGAUGCUUCUUGCAAUCUGUCUUUGUCGUCCCGUGUCGCGAUUAUUGGUGCCAACGGUGCUGGUAAAUCUACGCUCAUCAAGAUGCUGACUGGCGAGACUGUUCCUCAGGAGGGCAAGGUUGAGAAGCACCCCAACUUGCGUAUCGGAUAUAUCAAGCAGCACGCUCUCGAGCACGUUGAGAUGCACAUGGAAAAGACACCCAACCAGUACCUUCAGUGGCGAUAUGCCAAUGGAGACGAUCGCGAAGUGCUGAUGAAGCAAAGUCGUGUCCUGACUGCUUCAGACAAGGCGCAGAUGGAGACACCCAUUGACCUAGGUGACGGCAGGGGAGGACGCAAGAUUGAAGCACUCAUUGGUCGCCAGAAGUACAAGAAGAGUUUCCAGUAUGAGGUCAAGUGGAUGCACAUGCUGCCCAAGGAGAACACGAUGAUUUCUCGUGAGACCCUGCUUGAUAGGGGUUUCCAGAAGCUGAUCCAGGAGUUUGACGAUCACGAGUCGUCUCGUGAGGGUCUCGGAUACCGUGUGCUGGAACCAAAGGUCAUCUCCAAGCACUUUGAAGACUUGGGUAUGGACCCUGAGAUCGCGAAUCACAACGAGAUCUCUGGUCUCUCUGGAGGUCAGAAGGUUAAGGUUGUCUUGGCUGGUGCGAUGUGGAACAACCCCCAUCUUCUCGUCCUUGACGAACCCACCAAUUUCCUUGACCGCGACUCCCUAGGCGGUCUCGCCGUCGCAAUCCGCGAGUACAAGGGUGGUGUCAUUAUGAUCUCCCAUAACGAAGAAUUCGUCGGUGCCCUGUGCCCGGAGCAAUGGCAUGUCGCCGAUGGCCGCGUUACGCACAAGGGCCAUCUUGCCGUCAACAUGGACCGUUUCGAGGAUUCCCGACCCGGAAGCAGCAACGUGAGCAGCAACGUGAGCAGCGCGGCACCAAGCACGACCGGCACACCCGUUAUGAGUGAUGCCGAGGGACCGCAGGACGACAUGAAGUUCAAGGCGAAGAAGAAGAAGAAGAUGACUAAGAAGGAGGUCAAGGAGAGGGAGGUUCGGAGAAGAAUGAGGUAUAUUGAUUGGUUGAACAGCCCGAAGGGCACCCCUCAGCCUCCCAACACUGAUGAUGAAGCCGAAUAGAUGUUUUCCUUGGUUGGAGUUGACGCAUGAUGUUUUGAUUGCAUGGUACGGCGUUUGAUAGAGGGCUGUUUGCACCGCGCCCGGGUGCCUCGAUAGACCAUGAGUAGCCAUCUGGCAUAUGUUUGCAGAUCAAAAGUAUUUCCCUGUUAUUUCAAGCCGUCUCCCAGUGCUUGAUUGAUUUAUGUUGGCUUGAAUACUAAUACUAGUUAUGAAAUCUGAGUGUAACACACUGGUGUAGAGGUGCUGUAGUACUAUGCUUGUGCUUAUAGGAGCAUAGACUGGUAGUACUGUUACCGUGUGUGGUAAGUCAACGCACUUGUCCCCGGU
Molecule: messenger RNA, 3959 nt
Organism: Cucurbitaria berberidis CBS 394.84
Lineage: Eukaryota; Fungi; Ascomycota; Dothideomycetes; Pleosporales; Cucurbitariaceae
Exons: 4
Coding region: 267-3632 (1121 amino acids)
Molecular function (GO): ATP hydrolysis activity; ATP binding
Source: RefSeq, a predicted model, not a curated record